This is a messenger RNA of Setaria italica (foxtail millet), 2051 nucleotides long. RefSeq names its product DIBOA-glucoside dioxygenase BX6. The coding region runs from base 749 to 1864 and encodes 371 amino acids. NCBI's taxonomy places the organism in Eukaryota, Viridiplantae, Streptophyta, Magnoliopsida, Poales, Poaceae. The transcript has a single exon. The record is from RefSeq and is a predicted model, not a curated record.
GCUUACAACCCCUGUGAAGCUUACAGCAAACAAAAGGUUGACAGUAAACCACAUUGUCAGAAAAUUAAACCCUAUUAAUGGCGAUCCAAAUCAGGGGAUGCUUUGCAAAUAACUGAUCCGGUAUUUUACAAAAGUACCCCUACUUGGAUUGCAACUAUUAAUCGCGAACCAAAUCAGGGGUGCUUUUGCAAAUAUCCCGGGACUUCGCCGGAGCAACUCACGAGCUCGCGCCGCCGCCUGCGACCCCUGCUAGCCCCUGCCGUCGUGCGUCCCGUGCGAGUCUCCGCCGAGAUUGAAUCGCUAACCUAGCCGUCCCUCCAAAUCUCCGCGCGGCCGCGCGCCGCUCACGGUCAAGUUCUUCCGGAGAUGCUGCUGGCACGGCGGCGGUGCCGGCGCCUCGGGAAUUGGGUGACCUGAGACGGUGACGAAGCUUCUAUAUACAGGUCGAUGAGGCGGCGCGGCCUGACGGAUCGGAUUUUACGGAUCCCAUGGCGGCUGCCACUCUCUGAACAGGUCGUCCUCUUCCAUUUUCCAGGAGAGCGACGGGCCGCCGGCCACCCGAGAGGCGUUUUUGUCUUUGUUUUUGUCUCAGUUCAUCUCGUUCAUGGACGUAAACAUGUACACGUCGUCGCCAAUCGAUCAAGCAAUCUCUUCCGAUCCUUUUUUUUUGUUUGUUUGUUUCUAUAUACUCCUAUGCGAAUCCAUCUAGCUCGAGCGACUACUGCACAAGGCCUUCAACGACACAAGAAUGGCCUGCUCCGACCGCCUGAGCCAGCUCAAAGCCUUCGACGACACCAAGGCCGGCGUCAAGGGCCUCGUCGACGCGGGCGUCGCCGCCGUCCCGCCCAUCUUCCACCACCCGCCCGACCCCCACGCCGCCCCCGUCCCGCCCAUCUUCCACCACCCGCCCGACCCCCACGCCGCCCCUGCCUCUGCAAUCCCGGUGGUGGACCUCGCUGCGGCAGCGAACGACAGGGCCGGCCUGGUGGCCCAGGUGAGGGCGGCCGCCGAGACCCUCGGCUUCUUCCAGGUGGUCAACCACGGCGUGCCCGCGGAGCUCCUGGCCGAGACGCUGGCGUCGGUGAAGCGGUUCAACGAGGAGCCCGCGGAGGCGAAGCGGCCCUACUACAGCAGGGACCCGGCGAGGCGCGUCAGGUACCAGAGCAACUUCGACCUCUUCCAUGCGCCCGCGGCCAGCUGGCGCGACACGCUCUUCCUGGAGUUGCCCGCGCCGGAGGAGGAGAUCCCGCCAGCGUGCAGGGGCGCCGUGCCGGAGUACGCGAGGGAGGCGCGGGGGCUGGGCGCCCGCCUCCUGGAGCUGCUGUCGGAGGCCCUGGGCCUCCACGCGAGGUACCUGGAGCACGACGCCGGCUGCCUGGACGGGGGCGGCGUGGCGGUGGGUUGCCACUACUACCCGCCGUGCCCGGAGCCGCACCUCACGCUGGGCACCGCCAAGCACUCGGACCCCAGCUUCCUGACGGUGCUGCUGCAGGACGGCGUGGGCGGCCUGCAGGUGCUCGUCGGGGGGCGCUGGGUGGACGUGCCCCCCGUGCCCGGCGCGCUCGUCGUCAACAUCGGCGACCUGCUCCAGCUCGUGUCCAACGACAGGUUCAAGAGCGUGGAGCACCGGGUGGUGGCCACGAGUCCGGCCGCCGCCGCGCGGGUCUCGGCGGCCUGCUUCUUCAGGACGACCGGCGCCGCCGCGUCCACCAGGGCGUACGGGCCCAUCACCACACUCAAGCCGCCGCGGUACAGGAGCGUCACGAUGGCGGAGUUCUUGGGCUACUACAAGGGCAAGGGCCUCGACGGCCGAUCUGCGCUGGACCGCUUCAGGCUGCCAUCAUCUGAUGAUCCAUGUAUCUAAUAUUUCGUAUCAGCAAGAUCACAAAGAAAGCUGCCAAAUUCCAAAACUAGCUACAUCUAUCAGAGAACUGGACUCAUAUUCUGAUAGAGGCAUGCUGUUCGCGCCACCAGAUAAAGUGACAUCAAUUAUAUUCCUUUCACCUUCCAAUUAAAAAGAGAAAAGAAUAAAAAUAUACCUUAUUUCCUCA